CCCGCCCCCGAGCGGAGGCGGCAGCAUGGCGGCGGCGGCAGCAGCCAUGGCGGCGGAGGAAGCGGAGGAGGCGCUGGGGCUGUUCACGGGCAUCGGCCUCAGCGAGGCUAAGGCGCGGGAGACGCUACGCAACGGGGCACUCAGCGCGCUGCUGCGCCGGGCUGUGCUGCAGGCUCGGAGCGCACUGGGCCCCGCGCUGGACAAGGCCACCGGAACACUUCUGUACAACGCGGCCGCCCGCCUCAAGGACCCGAAACACCUCGGCUUCCUCGUCGGCUACAUCGCUCGCAGGGAGAUUCUCACCGACCUGCAGCUCAGCGCUGCCCUGGAGUACGUGAGGAGCCACCCCUUGGAGCCCCUGGACGUGGCUGACUUUGAGCGGGCUUGCGGUGUGGGGAUCUGCAUCACCCCCGAGCAGAUCGAGGAAGCGGUGGAGGCUGUGAUCAGCAAGCACCGAGCAGAGCUGCUGGCAGAACGCUACCACUUCAACAUGGGGCUGCUGAUGGGGGAGGCACGGAGCCAGCUGCGGUGGGCAGACGGGAAGACCAUCAAGAAUGAGGUGGACCUGCAGGUGCUGCAUUUGCUUGGGCCGAAGACAGAAGCUGAUCUGGAAAAGAAGCCAAAGGUGGCAAAGGCCCGUCUGGCCCCAGCAGAGAAACAGAAAGUGGCUGUGGUGGAGAAUGGUGACAUGGGCACAGAGACAAAGUCACUGCUGGAGCAGCUGCGAGGAGAAGCCCUGAAGUUCCACAAGCCAGGAGAGAACUACAAGACUGAGGGCUACGUGGUGACACCCAACACUAUGGCCCUGCUGAAGCAGCACCUGGCAAUCACGGGUGGGCAGGUACGGACACGCUUCCCUCCUGAGCCUAACGGGAUCCUGCACAUUGGCCAUGCCAAGGCCAUCAAUUUCAACUUUGGCUAUGCCAAGGCCAAUGGUGGCGUGUGCUUCUUGCGCUAUGACGACACCAACCCCGAGAAGGAGGAGGAGAAGUACUUCACAGCCAUCCGGGAGAUGGUGGAGUGGCUGGGCUACCAGCCUUAUGCAGUGACACAUGCAUCGGAUUACUUUGACCAGCUCUACACUUGGGCCCUGGAGCUCAUCCGCAGGGGUCAGGCAUAUGUCUGCCAUCAGAAGGUUGAGGAGAUCAAGGGCCACAAUCCACCACCCUCGCCGUGGCGGGACCGGCCUGUGGAGGAGUCACUCCUGCUCUUUGAGGACAUGAGAAAAGGCAAGUUUGGGGAGGGGGAAGCCACGCUGAGGAUGAAGCUGGUCAUGGAGGAUGGGAAGAUGGAUCCUGUUGCCUACCGUGUCAAGUUCACUCCACACCACCGCACUGGGGACAAGUGGUGCAUCUACCCCACAUAUGAUUACACACACUGCCUCUGCGACUCCAUUGAGCACAUCACGCACUCCCUCUGCACCAAGGAGUUCCAGGCCAGGCGCUCCUCCUACUUCUGGCUGUGCAACGCUCUGGAUGUUUACUGCCCUGUGCAGUGGGAAUACGGGCGCCUGAACCUGCUCUACACCGUCGUCUCCAAGAGAAAGAUCAUCCGCCUGGUGGAGACGGGUGCUGUGAGGGACUGGGAUGACCCACGUCUCUUCACGCUGACAGCCCUGCGCCGGCGAGGCUUCCCCCCCGAGGCCAUCAACAACUUCUGUGCACGGGUUGGUGUGACAGUGGCCCAGGCGACAAUGGAGCCACAUCUGCUGGAGGCUUGUGCACGGGAGGUGCUGAAUGAGCAGGCCCCCCGUGCCAUGGCUGUCCUGGAGCCCCUCAAGGUCACCAUCACCAACUUCCCUGCUCCAAAGGCAUUGGAGGUCCUUGUGCCCAACUUUCCAGCUGAUGAGAACCGUGGUUUUCACAAAGUACCCUUCCACCAGACUGUCUACAUUGAGGAGACUGACUUCAGGGAGGAGGCAGACAAGGGCUACAAGCGCCUGGCCCCCGGGCAGCCAGUGGGGCUGCGCCACACUGGCUACAUCAUCACCGUCCAGAAUGUCAUCAAGGACGUUAAUGGACGUGUCAUUGAGCUGGAGGUGACCUGCACCAAGUCAGAUGUGGCAGAAAAGCCCAAGGCUUUCAUCCACUGGGUGUCGGUGCCACUGGCCUGUGAAGUGCGGCUCUACGAGCGGCUGUUUUUGCACAAAAAUCCUGAGGACCCAUCGGAGGUACCUGGUGGCUUUCUGAGUGACCUCAACCCUGACUCCCUGCAGGGGCACACACUGUGCUCCAGACCACAGAGCAGAAAACAGCAAAUCCCCAAAUGAGGAAACAAGUGGGAUUUCUACUGCCUAACAAAGCACUGUCCGUGGAAAGUUUUCUAUAUUGGUUGAAACCUGUGGCUGAAAUAAAAAACCAAAACAAGCGGAAAAACCAGCCUUUGGGAGGAAUGCUUUCUGCCUUGCUGGUGACGCCUGCAGCGCUGGCCGUGCAGAGACAGACGGUCUGCUGGAGACACACCGGUCUGCCGGGGACACAUCGGUCUGCUGGGGACACACUGCCUCCCCGUGUUCACAGGGCACACAUUGCCUCCCCGUGUUCACAGGGCACACCAGCAACCCACGCUGCGGGCUCCUCAGACACACACACUGCAAUUCAGCUGCGCACUGACAUUUGUGCACAGUGCUUACUUCUCUUCCCCGAGGUUCAGAAGAAACACACAGCCAAAUUUCCUAUUUUUAUUCCUCUCCACUGUCUUGUCUUAGAAAUUACUGCCCAAUCCACUGAAUGUCAGGUGGUCCCUGCAAUGGCAGUAUCUUCUGAACAGACUGCGUUUGGAAAACAAAACACAUAAAAGCUCUGAAGGUUGAAAAGGCUUUAUCUGAUUUGUUUUCCAUUAGUAGGGUUAUUUGAUUACUAGAGUUUCCCAACUGAAAACUGCACAGAUGGUCUGAUUUACAAGCUUUAGAAAUUAUGCCUUGUAGCCAGAGGGGGGGAAAAAUAGGGCAGGGAUUUUUUUUCAUAGCUCCAUAAAAUAGGCUUGGGUUCCAUGCAGAUGUGACUUACCCCACAACUAAAAACCAAACCUAACGUUCCCCUACGGUGCCCUGCCCAUGCUCUGAAGCCCAGAGAACACAUUAAAUCAUUCAUGAGUGUCUGCUGCUGUGGGCCCACUGCAGCCUGCUCUGCUGAAAGCAAAGAUGACAGAUCAGGCACUUUCCUGUUUCCUGAAAUUGGCUCUUGUAUGCUGCAGCACUUUGUGUUAAAUCCCCAGAAACUCAAGGGUCUUUGCAAAGGGCUUCUGUAUUCACCAAACACAACCUAGUUAAAUACACACUCCCACUAAUUUAAG
Messenger RNA from Serinus canaria (Common canary), 3294 nucleotides. RefSeq names its product glutaminyl-tRNA synthetase 1 (gene QARS1). The coding region runs from base 26 to 2269 and encodes 747 amino acids. The record is from RefSeq and is a predicted model, not a curated record. Lineage: Eukaryota; Metazoa; Chordata; Aves; Passeriformes; Fringillidae. Gene Ontology annotation, biological process: translation; glutaminyl-tRNA aminoacylation. Gene Ontology annotation, cellular component: aminoacyl-tRNA synthetase multienzyme complex; cytosol; cytoplasm. Gene Ontology annotation, molecular function: ATP binding; glutamine-tRNA ligase activity. The transcript has 23 exons.